This is a messenger RNA of Cryptomeria japonica (Japanese cedar), 1499 nucleotides long. Its product is annotated as methyl-CpG-binding domain protein 4-like protein. The transcript is spliced from 3 exons. Gene Ontology annotation, molecular function: DNA binding; catalytic activity. Bases 44 to 1138 code for a protein of 364 amino acids. The record is from RefSeq and is a predicted model, not a curated record. NCBI's taxonomy places the organism in Eukaryota, Viridiplantae, Streptophyta, Pinopsida, Cupressales, Cupressaceae. Gene Ontology annotation, cellular component: nucleus. Gene Ontology annotation, biological process: DNA repair.
CGACGCCCCCAAGUGUCAUUUGGCGCGACAAUGAGUGUACUGAAUGUUUCUAGGCUUACCUAUUCUGCCUAUUUGUUUCGGCUUACACAAUUUGAAGCAUUUCUGUAAAGGGGUUUUCUGUUGGCUUGGAGAAAUGGAUGACAAUCCUUUUUCGCCUGCACUGUAUCCACAUGGUCACUAUGUCGCCUCUGUGUCUGCCUCUAGUAAGAGAAAGACAAUGGAAAAAGAGGCUGCGAAGGCGGUGCGCUCCCCUUAUUUUUGUAUUGAGGGCAAAGGCAACGACAGCAAAAUAGAUAGAAAAGGAAAGGCUAAGGUUGUGGUCUCCCCCUAUUUUAACCAUGAUUAUCCUUGUAAUCCGGGGAUAGAGAUAGAGGUUGCACCCAAGAAUACUGGCAAGGCAAGGGUUGUGCCAGCCUCUGCUAAUGAUAACAGUCAGGGGAAGGAGAAGGAGCAGACGAAGGCGAAGGGGAAGGCAAAGGUAGUGGUGGUUUCUCCUUAUUUUGAUCAUCACAAGUACGUCAAUGGCAAUUAUAAGGUAGUGGUAAAAGAAAAGAAAACAGAGGAAGCCCUUCAUCAUCAGGUGGGAAACCCAUCUUCUUCAUCAUCAUCUCCUUCCCCCGCAGGGAGGGCAGGCGAAGGGCGUGGCAGAGGGCGUGGCAGAGUUAGAUUUAACCCUUUUCUGGAAGCGUACAGGCGCAAAAGAUACAAUUAUUGGACUCCCCCAAAGUCGGUUCAUAAAUUAUUGCAAGAGAGGUACUGUGAAGACCCCUGGAAAGUCUUGGUUAUCUGCAUGCUUUUGAACAAAACCAGCGGGGUCCAGGCAAGACGGGUUAUAUCUGAUUUAUUUAAGCUGUGUCCGAAUGCACGGACUGCAACAAAGGUUGAAACUGAGGAGAUAGAGAAAAUAAUCUGCAGUUUAGGUUUGCAGAAAAAACGGUCUAUCACGAUUCAACGAUUUUCUCAGGAAUAUCUCAGUGAUGAGUGGACAUAUGUUUCUCAAUUGCACGGAAUUGGCAAGUAUGCUGCCGAUGCAUAUGCCAUUUUUUGCACUGGUUUUUGGAAGGAUGUGCAGCCAGAUGACCGUAAAUUGGUACCAUAUUGGGAAGACCUUUGGGAGUCUGAAAUGACUGGAAAUUGAACGUUUUGAAGAAUGUGCAGUCAGAUGACCAUAAAUUGGCACCAUAUUGGGAAGACUUUUGGGAGUCUGAAAGGAUUGGAAAUUGAACGUGAAUAAAUGUGUUGGCUUCUCAAUGAUGAAAAUUGCUAGAUGGUUAGUCGCACUUAAUUUUGUUGCGAGCAGUUGCUGUGUAGAAUGUGUACACAUGUUCCAUACAGAGUAAUAUCUAGUUUCUUUUGCUUCUAACAAUUGUUAUGUACAAUCAACGUUGGCUUGCAAUAAGACUAGGAAAAUAAAACUCUCAUUUACAAUCUCUAACAAUUAUUACGAUUUGCAUGACUUUUGGAAUGCAUAUAAGCUUAUUGUAGAAUUGGUUGCAGCA